AUGAUCAGUUCAGCACUGAGUGCUUUGUUUAUGAUAGUGCUGCCAUUCUGCGCAUCGACAACCUACGAUGGACCGUGCAUGGAUAUGAAAUCGUACAAAGAAUCAGCUGGAAAAGUAGAGGAUGCAAGAAUUGGAUGUAUCUCGUUCGAAUACAGAUCCGACGAUGCAAAAGGGUUUUGCAAGAAGUAUGAUGUACGCAAGCUUGGUGUGGCGGAUAUGCAAAAGUUCGUGAGUAGUGGCUACGAAGGAAACUGCUUCAUGGAAGCUGACAAAGUCUAUUGCAUGUGUUCCGGAUGCCAUACAAACGACAUAGUAAAGCUUCUACGAGCUACAAAAUCUACUAAGAAAAUAGCGGACGAAGUUGAAGCCUGUAAAAAGCUAACGACAAAACCACCAGAUCGUCCAACCACGGAGAAAAUAAAUAAAAUUAGUACUGAACAGGGGUUUUAUCUGGAUGAAACAGAAUCGACACCAGAAGAGACAUCGAUUCCCACACUCAGACGGACAAGGACGACGACCGCAGCGACUACGACAACUCUUGACUAUGAAAUUCCAGACAAGCCAGAUGUUAAACCUAGUCCCGAAAUGUUGAAAUAUCACUGUGCGCUCAUAGAGAAUUUCUUCCCACCAUACCAUAACUACAUACCAGAAGUGGAAAAAAAGGUUACGCAAGCAGAUGAACGAAUGGGAACAUCGAACACUCCUAGCAUCAUUUAUAGUUCUAGAAAGCAGGAAGAACUAUAUGGAACCAACACUCUACUGCUGUUGAUUGUGAACCUUAUAGCUUUGCUUGGCAUUGUCAUCAUAUUCAGAGCGGUUCUCAAUGCUACGCUUCAUCUGCUUUUCCCUGACUAUGGACUUAGUUAAGUAUGUUGUUGUAAAAAUUAUGAAAAAUGAUCUAUCGCUGUAAUAUACUAGGUGAUACUUGGAAUAUGAACGUUGU
Cylicocyclus nassatus is the source of this 943-nucleotide messenger RNA. NCBI's taxonomy places the organism in Eukaryota, Metazoa, Nematoda, Chromadorea, Rhabditida, Strongylidae. The record is from the annotation of a GenBank genome assembly.